UGUGCUCGCGGUGCUUUCUGGUUUCUUCUCCUGAGCCUGACUAGUCCUCCAUCGAUUUACCAUGGCUACCCCGAGGCUCCCUUUUCUUUAUCCGAACUUGAUGCGAGCUGUUAGAUCAUGCGAACCCACCACCUAUCGUUCCAUCCGCGCUCCAUACUCUAGCAGCCAGCAAGCCCCCUUUCACACCAGUCGAAGAUACGCCCCGGAAACCUAUCAUCGACGAUACGGACCUGCCGCAGAACCAAAUCUUCCUCCUCCAUCCAAGCCGAAAGAUGGUUCUUCCCAGAAACAAGCUCCUGCACCCUCAGGACAAGAAGCCAGCGCUCCGAACCCUGCCCCGCAAGAACAGUCAUCGCAGAAGGAGGAACCGGCCAAGCCUUCAGAAAGUUCUUCGUCCCGAACCAAAGACAGUGCCUCAGCCUCAGGAAUAUCUAGUGAAAGCAAGGGAACUGCCGACAAGGCGGAAUUAGAAUUCAAGCCCGAACCCAAGAAGGACAUAGAGCCCACUAUCUCCGACCACCAAGACGCCGCACCUACCAAAGAGGCAGUUCCGAUAUUCUCGAACAACAACAAUAACAACAACGAGCGCCCCUCGUCAGAAGAACCACAAUAUAACCCCCACAUCCUCAAGCAGAAUCCUCUCGAGGGCGUCCUUCACAUGCCAUCUCCUUCAUCCUACCUCACAACGGGAGGAGGUCCAGUCCCUGACCCCACGAGCAACCCCCCGAAUCUAUCCCCGGCUCCCUACGUGCACUACUUCGACACGUAUUCUCUUGUUCGGGAUCUCUCUAAAAGCGGCUUCUCCGACGAGCAAUCCAUAACGAUCAUGAAGGCCGUCCGCAGCAUCCUCCAGAGCAACCUCGAUCUCGCCAAACAGAGCCUGACCUCCAAGUCGGACGUGGAGAACGAAUCCUAUUUGUUCCAGGCGGCCUGUUCGGAGCUUCAGUCGUCGCUGCAGACGGCGCGGACCUCCGAGAUGCAGCGGCAGCGUGCUUCGCGCACCCAGUUGCAACAUGAAGCGGAUAUCUUGUCCCAGCGGUUGAACCAGGAACUCGCCGGCCUGAAGGACGAUAUCAAAGGCAUGUUCAAUGAUCACAAGAUGUCAACGCGGGAACAGCAACGCAAUAUCGAUACCUCAGUUCAGGAACUCAACUAUAAGAUUACGGUAUCGCUGAACAGUGACGGCAAGAGUGAGAUCGAGGGCCUUCGAUGGAUCCUGACGAGAAGAGCAGCAAUGGCCAUUGCUACGAGUGCUUUUAUGAUCAUCCUCUUCCUCAAGUACUACUCCAUUCGUAAAGGCGAGGAGAAGAGUAAGAAGAAGACCGAACAACCGGCCGCCGAGGCCAAGGCAAGCCGUGUCAUUACCCCCGAUCCGGCCCAUCGGCCUAAGUCGACUACCCCCCCGACGGUUAUUCAUCUCGGCGAGUCUCUGGGUUGAGUGAAGAAUUCCUUGUGCCAUCAUUACCACUAAUUUUCUUCCUUCUUCUCGCAUGUAUAACCACCCUUUCCGAUUUAUAGAAUUCGUUGCGGGUUUGACGGAUGACUCAAUCCGCGUUGCCCGUUUCCAAGAACCAUUUAGAAUUUUCCCUUUCGUCGUUCAUCAUACACAUACAUACUCACUCGUCCGCCUGAUCCCUUUCGAUCUACCACAUCCUUACCAUCUCUCUGACUCCUGUCGAUACCCCUUUUGACUUUAAACCCAUUAUCCAGUGACCAAUAUAGCAUAUAGACAAAAUAACUAUCGCAUUG
Messenger RNA from Aspergillus homomorphus CBS 101889, 1749 nucleotides. RefSeq lists its product as uncharacterized. Bases 62 to 1438 code for a protein of 458 amino acids. Gene Ontology annotation, cellular component: mitochondrion. The record is from RefSeq and is a predicted model, not a curated record. The transcript is spliced from 2 exons. Lineage: Eukaryota; Fungi; Ascomycota; Eurotiomycetes; Eurotiales; Aspergillaceae.